AUGCGCUGGGCAUGGCUCUGCCUGCUGCCACCGCUGGGGUCCGGGCAGCCUGGCGAGAACUCUUCCUACCAAGAGGUCAAGAAAACGUCCCUCAUCAGGUGGGUCAAGGCCGAAGGAUCGAACUGGGAUCCGUUUGUGGGUCGUCCGGCGCAGGUGGUAGCAGUUGCAGACCAUUUCCUUCUCGUCAACAUGGUAUGCAAUCUUGCCAGGACAGUGGAGUUCGCUGGCGGAUUCUUGCGCGUCGUGGGCUUGCCCGAGGAGGUGAAGCUCCCUGGCAACUUUGCAGCGCAGCAAGAGGCCAUCAAAGAGCGGAGUGCCAAGAAAGAGGGAUGGGAUGCAAGCGAUUUCUUCGGCUUCUUCGGCGAUGCUGCCUGGAGGGCCUUGAGGCGCAUCCAGUCCAACGAGACGGUCGCGAUGGUGGAUGCAUUCGAUGUCUCGUUUCAGCGCUCACUUGAAGACAUGGUGGCCAUCUACGAAGAGCUGGCGGCUCCUGCUGCAAAACGCACGGGAGCUUGGCCGGUAAUCCUCGGCGGCGAGAUGAAUUGUUAUCCGUUCCCACACAAUGGCAGUUUCCGCCUACCCAGGAGGAAGCCGGCGCACGGCAACCUGAACACGUCCUGGGUCUAUCGAAUUCCGCGCACGGCACACUUCGAGCUCAAGCCUGAGGCCAAAGCUGCCCGGGCUGCGAAGUACUAUCCUUCGAGAUCAAGGCCCUCGGGCACGAUCGGUGCUGCCGAGGUUUGCCAGGAGUGGCUUCGGCAACAUGCUGAUACCUUCGUAGCAGACCGGCAGCGGCACGUUUUUCCCUUCGUGAAUGGCGGGGCCCAAGUGGGACGCGCCUCUGCGAUGAAGAGGCUGUGGUGGCGGACGAGGACACUCUAUCGGCAAACUGGUGAGACGGACAGCCAAGCGCUGCUUCAGCUAGUCCUCCUGGAGCACCCUGAGCUUGGCAUGGUCGAUUUUUCGGGACGGCUCUUCCUGGCCCUGCAUGGCCACGGCACGGAAGACCUUGAGCGAGAGCUCUGCACGGACGAUUACUUCGUUCCACGUGGCCGCCAAAGUGCGGUUGCAGUCCCGGCUUACCUCCGACGUUUCAACAACCUCUACCCGCCGCCGCUCCGACGCCGCAGUGCCGACGAGCCUCCUGUGGCGCUGCAUUUCAACGGCAACGGAAAGCGUUUCCUUCGCCGGUGCUUGAACUUCUUUCGCCAACGGCUGCGAAUUGAUGGACCUCGAAUUGGGUGCUCAUUUUUCGACCAAGACUCUGAGAUGUGGUUUCGCUUUGGCUGA
This is a messenger RNA of Symbiodinium sp. CCMP2592, 1290 nucleotides long. Lineage: Eukaryota; Dinophyceae; Suessiales; Symbiodiniaceae. The record is from the annotation of a GenBank genome assembly.